Ceratotherium simum simum (southern white rhinoceros) is the source of this 1461-nucleotide messenger RNA. NCBI's taxonomy places the organism in Eukaryota, Metazoa, Chordata, Mammalia, Perissodactyla, Rhinocerotidae. The record is from RefSeq and is a predicted model, not a curated record.
CUGCCGGCCUCUGCGCAGGUGCCUGGGACCAUGGGCCUUGGGCCCUGAGGACACGGGCUCCCCGUGGCCAUGACGACGGGCGAAUGCUGCCACCUCCCCGGCUCCCUGUGCGACUGCUCCGGCAGCCCCUCCUUCUCCAAGAUCGUGGAGGCCACGGGCCUCGGGCCACCCCAGUAUGUGGCGCAGGUGACUUCAAGGGACGGCCGGCUCCUCUCCACUGUCAUCCGGGCCUUGGACGCGCCGAGCGAUGGUCCCUUCUGCCGGAUCUGCCAUGAGGGAGCCAACGGGGAGAGCUUGCUGUCUCCGUGUGGCUGUACUGGCACUCUGGGCGCUGUGCACAAGAGCUGUCUAGAGAGGUGGCUCUCCUCAUCCAACACCAACUACUGCGAGCUGUGCCACACGGAGUUUGCGGUGGAGAAGUGUCCCCGGCCCCUCAUAGAGUGGCUGAGGGACCCGGGGCCGCGGACGGAGAAGCGGACACUCUGCUGCGACAUGGUGUGCUUCCUGUUCAUCACGCCUCUGGCUGCCAUCUCGGGCUGGCUGUGCCUGCGAGGGGCCCAGGACCACCUCCGGCUCCACAGCCGGCUCGAGGCCGUGGGGCUCAUCGCCCUCACCAUCGCCCUCUUCACCAUCUACGUCCUCUGGACGCUGGUCUCCUUCCGCUACCAUUGCCAGCUGUACUCCGAGUGGAGAAGGACCAACCAGAAAGUGCGCCUGAAGAUCCAGGAUGUGGAUGGCCCCGAGGGCCCCCAGCCCUCCCUGCUGGCAGCCGGACUCCUGAAGAAGGUGGCAGAGGAGACGCCUGUGUGAAGGCCAGGCUGGCAGGGCCAGCGGCAGCUGGCGAUGCCCUAGCGUUUGGAGGGACGGAAACUGCCCGACUCUUCCUGCACGGCCAGAACGCUUUUUAGGCCAAGAGACACCGAGCAGAGCCGAUUCUGUGAUCCCGUGUGAAGAUACUUUCAGACUGUUUUGCACACGGUUGUACCCAAGGAGGUGGAUGUGGUCCUGAGCUUCGGACGGAUCAGGCACCCUGAUCUCAUUCUGAGGUCCACUCGGCCCCUCCGGGGCCAGCAGCUGUGGCCAUGGGCGAGCCGAGGGUGUCCAUCGGGCCGGAAGGUUCCACAAGCUUCUUGCGCUUCUCCACACCUGGCAGGCUCGCUUUCCCGGCACCUUCUACUUCAUCAAGUUGCACCGUGUUUCAAAAACCCACCCCGAAUGAAUAAAAGGAGCCCUUGCUGGACAAAACGGACUUGUCAGUUACGUUUCUGAACCGAGGCCUCAAGUGAGGGACCUGGGACCCAAGGGCAGCCGGGGACCACAAACAGGUGAAAAAAACAACAACAGAGGCCCUCUGCUGGUUUUGAGGGAUCUGUUAUGAAACACACCGGAAGAAGCAAAGUCUGAGUUUUCAAGUGAAAAGCAGGUAGCAGGGUUAUAUAAUAAAUGGUUUAAAAUCGCUAU